This is a messenger RNA of Racocetra persica, 633 nucleotides long. The record is from the annotation of a GenBank genome assembly. Lineage: Eukaryota; Fungi; Glomeromycota; Glomeromycetes; Diversisporales; Gigasporaceae.
AUGUCUCCAAAACUAUCACUAAAUGAUGCUUGUGUUAUUGCUGAAUUCCGUGGUACUGUAAAACUAACUCUUGAAAAUAUCAAACAAAUCGCAUUAUCUAAACAUGGAGAAUGCCUUUCAACCGAGUAUAAAAAUAAUCAAUUACCAUUAAUGUGGCGUUGUAAAGAAAAUCAUUUAUGGCGCGCAUCUGUUGGCAAUGUGAAAAGUGGUAAAUGGUGCCCAUAUUGCGCAGGUAAUGCCCAACUUACUCUUGAAGAUGCCAAGCAAAUUGCACUCAACAGAAAUGGCAAAUGUCUUUCAACUAUAUAUAAAAAUUCUGAUAUGCCAAUGGCAUGGAAAUGUCAUCAAGGUAAUAUAAAGUUAACUCUUGAGGACGCAAAGAAAAUCGCAUUAUCCAGGUAUGGUGAAUGCCUUUCAACUGAGUAUAAAAAUAUUAAUGAUCCGCUCAUUUGGAAAUGUCAAUUCAACCAUCAAUGGCGAAAUGACCUUAACCAUGUUAAAAAUAGAGGGCAAUGGUGUCCAUUUUGUAUCGGUCGAAAUCAGUCAAUAAAGGAUAUGUGUAAACUUGCGCAAACAAAAAAUGGAGAUUGCCUUUCAGAUCAAUAUUAUGAUUCGCAAACAAAAUUAGAAUAG